GCAGUUCAUUUAUUGCGAUUUCUUUAUUAGAAAACGAUUCGAACCAUUCUCAACAGACUACAGCCUUUCCGAAACGAACGGUUCAACAAAAGCUUCCGCAAACCAACUAUCCGCCUUCUUUAUCAACUCCAAGGUCUUACAACACUCGAAACAACGCCGAAUACUUUCUUUCAACUAUUAAAACACCAACACAACUUCUCUUCGGUUCUAAACACUAUCUUCUUCUGGUUUUCUCUUAUUUGCUCUACAAGUGCUCUAUAUUUAAUAUUCUUCCAGCAUAGUUUACACUCUUUGCUUCGCAGAUUUCCUACACCAGCUUUCUCAGCAAGUUCUCCGAUAAUUCUUCUGGCAGAGAGUUGCUUUGUUCCAGUUUUUCCAAAAGGCGCCAAGCAUUUUUUCAAAUAUUUUUUUUUCUCUGGAGUGUCUCUAACGCAAUCUUCAAGUCCACGUGCUUUCUUUUUUCUUCCAAACUAUUCGCGGUAUUUUUGAAAUCUUCAACCUCUCUUUUCUGCUGUAAUAGAUAGACUACUUGUUCCACUUGUUGAAUCUCCAAAGAAAGUCGUACAAACUCUAUCAAACGCUGUUGAAAGUUUGCUUAACUGGCUCUAAUAGCUGUAUAGAAACGAAAUGUUUGUUUGUCCCAUCGAGACCAAGGAAUUGAGUCUUGGACAUUGACAUUUUCUACUCCAUGUUUUGGAAACCGUUCUUCCCUAUAUGGAAACAUACUAAAAAACGACUGCACAAGAGUUCAAAAUAUGUUUUAGAAUAUCCACAAAGAUGGAGUGUUUUUACUCGUUUUUUUUCUGUUGCGCAACCUAAACCUCGUUCUGAAGAUGCCUCUCAACAAUCCCUUCAAAGUCUGAAGGAUCAAUAUGAAGCUUGGAAAAGAAAUCCCUCAACAGUAUCUUUUCCGUGGUCUUCCAUGUUUCAACAAAUUCAAAAGUGGGAAACCCAAGUAGCCAAAGACAGCUUUUCACCACAACAAAUAUUUCAGUAUAUGAUAGAUUAUGCAAAUCAUAGUAUGAAAAUUUCUCAAAUGGUGAAUAAUUAUCGAAACUUUGGUCAUUUCAAGGCGCAAUGGGAUCCUCUCAAACUGGAUUCCCAGUUUGGUUUUUACAAGCACUUGAUACCACAAGAUAGAAAACAGUUACUGGAUUGGGAAUAUUAUAAACAUUCCUCCAAAACGACUGAUGCUUUGUCGAUUGGACAUCUUCCUAUCAAUGAGUCUCUGGAGUCCUUAUUUCAACAUCUUGAAAGUAUAUAUUGUGGAAAUGUGGGAUAUGAAUAUGCUCAUCUUUCUAGAGACAAGGAAAGAAAGUGGUUCCAACACAAAGUAGAACGCAAAUUUCCAUCCCUAUCGAAUGAACAAAAGAAACAAAUAUUAAAGGAUUUGACAGCUGCUGAUAGUUUUGAAAGAUUUUUAGCCAUCAAGUUUCCUACAGCCAAACGUUAUGGUGGUGAAGGAGGAGAAUCCAUAGUGCCAGGUUUACAUGCGAUAUUAGAAACAGCAUCUUUAUUGGGUGUACAAAGUGUCGUUAUUGGAAUGCCGCAUCGAGGAAGAUUAGCCAUACUUGCCAAUGUAUUGAAUAUGCCAGUGGAAGAAAUAUUACAUAGUUUUGUAGCAGAUCGAGUACCAUUCACAGAUAUUUAUGAUUGCACUGGGGAUGUGAAAUCUCAUUUAUCUAUUUCCACCGAUUUAAAGUUAUCAGGAACAGGAAAUUCCAUACAUGUCAGUUUGUUGGAGAAUCCUUCCCAUUUAGAAGUAGUUAAUCCAGUUCUCAUUGGCAAGACUAAAGCUAAACAAGACAUAGUUGCUACAAAUGCUAAAGUAUUGGCAGUCAAUAUACAUGGAGAUGCAGCAUUUACUGGUCAAGGUGUUGUAUAUGAAACUUUACAAAUGUUCAAACUAGAACAUUAUUCUGUCAAAGGAACUGUUCAUUUGAUUGUCAACAACCAAAUUGGUUUUACUACUCAUCCUCAAGAUGGUCGUAGUUGUACCUAUUGUACGGAUAUUGCCAAAGCAUUAGAUAUUCCAGUAUUUCAUGUGAAUGGUGAUGACCCUGAGGCAGUGGUUGCUUGUUGUAGUUUGGCUGUAGAAUAUCGACAACAUUUUGGCAAAGAUGUGUUGAUUGACCUUGUGUGCUAUCGCUUGCAUGGCCAUAAUGAAGUAGACCAACCUAGUUUUACGCAACCUACAAUGUACAAAUGCAUCAGGAAUCAACUUCCUGUGAGUAAAAAAUAUGCAAGUCAUUUGAUAUCCAAUGGAGUGAUGAAUGAAGAAGAAUAUCAACAAUGGAUACAAGACUAUCAAACAGCUUACCAAAAUGCCUUUCAAGCGAAUUGGAAACCAAAGCCUCACUUCCUUCAAGGCAACUGGAAGGAUAUGAUUCCCGAAAGCAUAUUGGAUACUGAACCAUCUACGACAGGAGUCUCUGAAGAUACCUUACAUAGACUGCUACAAAAGCUUUGCCAUGUUCCUGAAAACUUCGAGCUUCAUCCUCAAAUAUCCAAGUUAUUAGAAGAACGAAGAAAUAUAUUGAAUGGAAAAGCUUUGGAUUGGGCUACUGCAGAAGCUUUAGCUUUCGCCACUCUUCUAGAUGAAGGAUAUGGUGUUCGUCUAAGUGGUCAAGAUUGUCAACGUGGCACCUUCUCUCAACGUCAUGCUUUAUGGGUUGAUCAAGAAAAUGAAGUGCAUUACUAUCCAUUCGCAGCCAUUGGAACUUGUCCAAGUGUCUAUAAUUCGCACUUGUCCGAAAACGCUGUAUUGGGUUUCGAGUGGGGUUAUUCUUUAGAAUCUCCUCAAACUUUAGUUAUAUGGGAAGCUCAAUUUGGAGACUUUGCAAAUAGUGCACAAGUCAUGAUAGAUUGUUUUCUGUCAUGCAGCGAAAGGAAAUGGAGAAAGCAAAGUGGUUUGGUAUUAUUCUUACCACAUGGAUGGGAAGGUCAAGGUCCCGACCAUUCUUCUGCAAAACUAGAAAGAUUUCUCCAGUUAUCGGAUGAAGAUCAAGAUAUCAUACCUGAAUGGUAUUCCAAUCCUAUUCAACAGUUGCAAAAGACCAAUAUUCAAGUUGCGAAUUGUACCAGUCCAGCCAAUUUGUUCCAUCUCUUACGGGCACAAAUGCAUCGCAAGGCAAGUCCAUUCAUCAUUUCUUUUCUGUUAUCAUGAUCCUUCCUUUUAGUUUCGUAAACCAUU
Molecule: messenger RNA, 3193 nt
Organism: Galdieria sulphuraria
Lineage: Eukaryota; Rhodophyta; Bangiophyceae; Galdieriales; Galdieriaceae
Product: 2-oxoglutarate dehydrogenase E1 component
Exons: 9
Coding region: 689-3166 (825 amino acids)
Biological process (GO): tricarboxylic acid cycle
Cellular component (GO): oxoglutarate dehydrogenase complex; cytosol
Molecular function (GO): oxoglutarate dehydrogenase (succinyl-transferring) activity; thiamine pyrophosphate binding
Source: RefSeq, a predicted model, not a curated record